Messenger RNA from Dufourea novaeangliae, 2666 nucleotides. RefSeq lists its product as uncharacterized. The coding region runs from base 62 to 2626 and encodes 854 amino acids. The transcript has 9 exons. Gene Ontology annotation, cellular component: plasma membrane. Gene Ontology annotation, biological process: engulfment of apoptotic cell; apoptotic process involved in development; phosphatidylserine exposure on apoptotic cell surface. NCBI's taxonomy places the organism in Eukaryota, Metazoa, Arthropoda, Insecta, Hymenoptera, Halictidae. The record is from RefSeq and is a predicted model, not a curated record.
UCGCAUAAGUUUUCAGAAGGAAAAGGUGCUGGAUAAUCCAAAUGGAUAACAAAAGCCCAUUAUGGCCCAGCAUCUACAGACACAGUAUCAGCACGAAUUCUUACCAUUGUGUGAUGUACUGUUUAACAUAAUUUCUCUUGCUUCAUACUUUUGCGACGUUGUUUUUGAUUUUGCAAUGGUAUAUGCCCUCGCACAUCAUUCUGUUGCUCCUCCCAUCCUUUUCCCUUUAAGUAUUGUUCUUAUAGCAACAUCAUUAGUUAUCUCUCAGAUUGUCAGUGUACGAUGGUAUUUAUGGGGUGCCAGAGGCAGACUAACUGGUAAAAAUAUCGCAGAUUGCAAUAUUAAUGAAAAAAAAGAAAAUGGGAAUUGGGCAAUAUGGUGUGUUUUAUUACUUCAUUCAACUCAAGUUGGAGUAUUGUGGAGAUAUUUCAAACUAUUUAUUCCGGUUAAUUUAACUUAUGUUAAGCAUGAGGUAAGGGAACUCUGUGUAUUACGACUUAUUCAUGCAUUCUGUGAAGCAGCUCCAAUGUUGCUCUUGCAAUUAUAUCUAUUGUCUAUCGGAAUUAGUAACGAGUCAAAUACAGAUAUUGGAAAAGGAAAAGAAACUGAAAACAGAGAUAGUGAAAAACUAGCAAAGUUAACUGCAGUAUCUGCUGGACUCUCUCUGUGGAGCGUAUGCUGGGCAGUUGCUAGUUUUAGCAAAGGUGCAGCACGUCUGCGUAAUUUAGAACGUUUGGUACUGACAUGGCUAGGUGUGCUGGCACAACUAGCAUGGAGGCUAGGAACCGUAAGCGCUAGAGUAGGAGUAUUAGUAGCUUAUGCCUCACUGUAUGGCGGACAAUGGCUAUUAAUUGUCAUGGCUCUCCAUUGGCUAUCAAUGUUGAUGUGGCUACUGCUCACCCCAGACGGUCUUUUUCAUGGUGGUGAACAUUUGCCUGUAUUAAGAAAAACGUCUUUGGCUUCGCUCCUUGCAUUCGUUUAUAUAUUUGCAUAUGUAAAUUUGCACGAAACGAAUCAUCGUCAGAAAAUGGUAAUAUUUUAUACCGUAAUGUUUUUGGAAAACAGUUUGCUCAUUGGUGUGUGGAUAGUGGGUGUUAAUAGAAGUGAUCUUCUUCCACAUCAACAUCAUCCGAAUCCUGUAACUCUAGUACUUACAUUGUUAGCAUUAUUUUUCGGCGGUAUGUUUUUCAUGGGCCUUUAUUAUAGGUUUUUUCAUGUAAGAAGAUUGAGAUACGAAGCUGGUGGCAGAAUGACAGCUUCGAAUCUGACGACACUGCCGAAUCAGGACAAUUCGGAAGAGAAACAAAUAGAAUAUACAGAAGAGAAAAAAGUAAAUAUGAAUAUAGGAAUGAGAAGAGGUAAAUUAAGCAACGGUGGAAUACCAGGUGUAUUUAACUGCCGUUUCGCCAAUCCGACUGCAGUGAAUCCAAAUCGAAAAAAGAAGAAGCCAACUACCUUCGUCCCUCCGCCGCCACCGCAGUCUCAAACAGGAGCAAUUGCAGCUUCUAUUAACGCAGUUGGAGAUGCGAAACAGUGGCUGGGUAUGAACAGUAGCUCGCGUCAAUUAAUACCGUUUUGGAAAAAAUCCGCGACAUCUUCUGGUGCAUUACGGAAUGAUCACUCGAAUGAGCAAAAGAUUGUAACGGAUGCCGGAACUGGGGGUUCCCUGAGCGUUAAUUUGAUAAGGGAAAAACUUCAAGAGAAAAAGCAACAACAAUUACGAGAAUUACGCGCCAUACAAGAAGAAAUAAAAGAAGGGAAACUGUUUCCUCCACCGUCAGCUUCGGCGUCCUCAUUCUCAUCAUCAGUAGCAUCGAACCAGCAACCACCACCGAACACAAAGUUGCACACUUCUCCUAGUUCGCCUCUAUUCGCAUCUGCCCCGUCUGUGACCGAUCAAAAUGGAGGAAUUACGUUGUCUUCGUGGCCGCCAAUCAAAAUGCAUUGCCUUUUACCUCCGCCACCGUCUUCUUCUUACUAUCCAAAUGUUCAUCCUUCGAAUUCGUGGCGAACAACACAAAGGGAGAGAGUGGACACGCCAGAAAUUCUACUUGCACCACGAUGUCUUCCUCAUCAUUAUUCCCAUUGGGCACCGUCUGCUCACGUCAAUCACAGACUACGUUCGAAUCAAAACGGAGGAGAAGAAAGCUCGAAGGGCGAAGGAGAACCGGAAGGAGAAAUUAGCGACAUGGAAGGUAGCCAAGUGUCCCUGCCUCGAAGUUAUACCCUUCCCCGUGAAUUUAAAUAUAAUCAUCGAAAUAACACUGCAAGGGAGAGGGAACGACGUGUAGGAAGCAGUAAGGUUGCAGCCUCACGUUUCUAUUUACCUUCCACAAAUAGCUCUGACGGAGAUGUAGAUAGCGCGGAUAACGAGGACGAGACGGACUCAGAAGUGCAAUUUCGUAUGAAGCAUAAUUACGGUCACAAUAAUUAUGUUGUAACGCAAGAGCAGCAACAGCAGCCAUACGUAUUUGAAGACAAUGGUAAAAACGAGUUCUUGCACUCCAAUCCGGACUGUACGACAGCCGUCGUAAUCUCCGGCAACUCGUAUUUAAAUAAUUCGCAAGGACUACAACGGCCAAGUCAGCUCUUCAGACACAGGGUUAAACACGAAACGAAGCUCUGAAGCUUUCAGUUUUAAUGAUAUGCCUUCAGAGAUUGUAUAA